Xenia sp. Carnegie-2017 is the source of this 2444-nucleotide messenger RNA. RefSeq lists its product as uncharacterized. NCBI's taxonomy places the organism in Eukaryota, Metazoa, Cnidaria, Anthozoa, Malacalcyonacea, Xeniidae. Gene Ontology annotation, molecular function: zinc ion binding. The record is from RefSeq and is a predicted model, not a curated record.
AUGACUUUCUCCAUCCAGAGUAAACAUCGUUCAGUGCAGUAUUGCACCAUUAUUUCACCAUCAAAAGGCAAUGUUUAUGUUUAUGGUACUUAAUCAAAACAAUGAUAUCAUGAACAGUCAAAACUGCAUGUCAAGUAUUUACUUCAGACGUAAAUCAUUUUAUUUUGGUAAAAAUACCAGAAAACGAAGAAAGGCAAAGAAACCAUUGAAUUAGGAAAAGGCUGCAAUUAUGAAAAAAUCAUCUAUGGUUUUACCGAGAACAAGUAACACAAAGUACACCAAUACUGGUUUACUUUGUAAGUUUUUCAGUCAGUCAAAAGAAUGUAAAUAUGGAGAUUUGUGUCGCUAUCGACACGAAAGAAAGUGUGAAGAAAAAGCAUUCAGCGAGUCUUUAACGAGUGAUGAUAACAGUGAAGACAAUAAGCAAAGCAACUGUAUACCAUCAGGUACGUCUUUUUCUAACGAUGAACAAAACUUCAAAAAAAUCCGACCAAAAACGAACGUAAAAACGCGAUAUGUUAGAAGACCAAAUUGUAGAUAUUUCUCAAAGAAUGGAACUUGUCGAGAUGGUGAUAAAUGUAAUUUCUCCCAUCAAAAGAAAAAUAGUGAGAGACCACAGGGAAAUAAUGAUUUAAGAAAAACCCAAGAUCUACAGAAGUCGUUUGAAAGAGGUUUAUCUGUGUCUGCUAAUGUCAAACAGCAGCAGCCUUUGAAAAGACCAAAAAACCUUAGUGAACGAUUAUCUCUGCUCAGUGAAGAUGAAGCAAAAUACUUAUUGUCAGUUGAACUUGAACAGUUAAAGAAAAGAUUUAAAAAUGAUGAUUUGGAAAUACAAGACACAAAAUAUGGAACUGAAUGUAAUUUUAUAAUGAAACCUACUGACCCAGAUUGGCCAUAUGAUAUUAACGAAGUUAAAUUGAAUGUGAUUUUUCCAAAGAAUUAUCCUAAAGAAAUCUUCAAUGCUGAAAUUAUUGAUAACAAGCAAGAGUACCCAGAAAAUUUUACAAAGUACAUAAAUACAAAGAUCAAAGAACAAUUGUUAAGUCAUGAAAAGGCUCAAAAAUUGAGAGACUCUUGUGACUUAUUGUUUCGACCUUUCCUGAGAUGGUUUGAUCGUAACAUGGAAAGUCUCUUCACAAAAACUUUGAAACAGAUCAAGUAUGAAGUACUAGCCAGAUCAUCUGGUCUAGAGUUCAUCACUUUUGACAAACCAAAGGUAGAUGGUAUUGAAGAAUUAAACAAUCAAAAAUCAGAUGAGUUGAUCACACCAACAGAAGUUGUUUCAUCAAAAACUGAAAAUGAAGGGAAAAUUGAUGAUAGCAAUGUAAUAAUGAAGAUGGUAGAAUCAGCAAAGAUGUUUCCCUCGAAAAAAGGAACAGAGAUUAGGUUUCGAGGAAUGGAUCUUCAUGAGAAUACAGCAACUGUCAGAGUUACCUCAAUAAGUUUAACUGUUCAGUGUAGUCGAUGUAAGAACAGGGCAGAUAUGCCAAAUGUCAAAGAAAAGACUCAAGUUGUUUUAUGCUGUACAAAGUGUUCAAAUGCUCAAAGCAUAACAUUUAUAAGUUCAGAGGUUGUUCAUCAACAUUCCUCAACAUUGGCUUUGAUCAGUCCAAAUGGGUGUUUGCCCAUUGACCUUAUCCUGACUGGAUGUCGUCUUUCAAUUGGAUGCUUAAAUUGCAAUAAAGAAACUAUAGUGAUGGGACUUACAUAUGGCUCAACCAAGAAUAUAUGGUGUGAACAUUGCCAUCACAAGUUAGACAUGAAAGUCGAAUCAGCACGAUUUUAUCAAUUACAACCAACACUGAAUUGUCAUGAUAAAGACAUUAAGACAGUAAAGAUAAAUCUUAAGAGAAAUAACCAAAAUGACCCAUUAAUAAAAAGUGGUCAGCCUUUGCCAAAUAAUGGAACAUGUCAACAUUACAAAAAAAGUUUUCGUUGGAUGAGAUUUCCAUGUUGUGGCAAGGUGUAUCCUUGUGAUAAAUGCCAUAAUGAAGCUGAAACAGAGCAUGAAAUGGAAAUGGCCACAAGAAUGAUUUGUGGAUUUUGUUCAAAAGAACAGGCAUUCACAAAAAAAGGGUGUAUAUCCUGCAAGGCAUCUUUGACUGCUAUACACAGUCAUCAUUGGGAAGGAGGCAAAGGAUGUAGAAAUAAAAUUAAAAUGAGUCGAGGUGACAACAAAAAAUACUCAAACAUGAAGAAAACAGUGUCAAGAAAAUCCACAAAAGGAGAGCAAAAACGAUGAAUUACGAAAAAUCCAUAUCAGUUGAAUACUACCGGGGAUAUGAUCCCCUGGGGGAUAACAUCCGUUUAUUAAAUAAGAAAUGUAACAAAAUUCGUCGUCAUAAAAUUGUGACAAUUUUUGUACAUAAAAUUAAUUCGAAAUUGUGUUGACCUUUUGAUACGAGAAUAUUUAUGAUUUUUUCAAACAAGCUAUAUGUAAACAA